AUGAAUACAGAAUAUCAAGGAUUUGAUACUCAAAAUGUUACAGAUAAUUUGGAUGAAUUUGUCUACAAAAUCAGCAGAAAUCAGUAAGUUUUGGUUUUUAUGUUGAUGACUUUCUUUGCCUUAAUUAGAUUAAUCUCAAUACUAACAUAAGGGAAAUCUUAUUAUGCUCUUUAUGGAGGAGGCUUUUUAAUUUAUACUAUUUUACUGCUUUUGAUAUCUUUCAAAGGAAAACUAUGGAUUAAGAAAUAUGGAAAUCUGUUAACAUGUUGUGUUCUAGGUUUAAUGUAAAUUUAAGCAUAUUAAACUAAUAACAUAGAGGAACUGUAAUAAAAUUAAUAAUUAAAUAUCAUAUUUUCUAUGAUUAUAUUUAGCAUAUUAGAUCUAAAAGGGGCAUAUUUUUAAAUUAUUGUUUUUAUUGGUAUAAAAAUUUGGAUUCAAGUCUCAUAGAAUACUAAAUUCAAUAGUUAUACUUUAAUAUUUUAAUUGUUAGAAGCAAUCUUAGUAGGAAUUUAUGUAUUUUAUUAACAAUAAGGACAUAAAAUUAGAUUUUCUUAAGAAUGUUUUGAGAAAUAACUAUGUAAUAUAAUUUAUAAAUUAGUUCGGUUUCUACCAGAUUUAAUAUAAAAUUAAUUUCUUAUGUUUAAUUUAGAUAAACAAAGCUCGAGCUUUAAUUUGAGAUUUAAAAGUGAUAUUACAUCUAUUAAAUGGGAUGAUUCAAAUGCACCUACAUCUAAUUUAAGAUCAUUUCUUAGGAAUUGUUUUUAUGAAGAUUAAUCAUUAGAAUAAUAUAUUUUAUCAAGAAACAAUCUUAAAGAUUAUAAUCAUAAUCAUUAUUUUACUCAAAAUUUAAAUCUUCAAUAUUUUGAUCAUAAAUCAAAUUUAAUAAGUUUAAAUUAUUCAGAAUGUUUUCUAGGAGAAAAAUAUUAUUUAAUUACUUUUAAUGAAAAGAAAUAUGACUAUUUAACAGACAUUAACAAUUCAUUAAUAACUUGUAUUAAUAGGAAUCAAGAACUUACUAUUAGUUUUUUAAGAAAAUAAUUACAUCUGAUAUCUUCAGCAAUGAUUUAAAAAAAUUAAUUAUAAUAAUUAGCUAAAUCGAAAAUACAUACAAUGUAUUUUCUUGGUUAAUUUUUAUAAAUUAAUAGCUUUUCAUAAAUAGAUCCAAAUAUAAAGGAUAUUAAUCUUACAAAAUUAUUGUAAUUAUUAGUGAAUCUUUAUUGUAUUGCUUAUAAGCCUAUUCAAAUUGAAUUAUAAUCAGAUGAACACAAUGAUUUUUAUAUAAAGAGCAAUGAAGAAUUAAUUUAAACAUUCUUUCAAAUUUUAUGUUAGCUAUUAAUUCGAUUAAAAGCUAAUGUAUUAAAAAAUUAAUUAAUUUUUGGACAAGAUUAAAAUAAUAGAAAAUUAUUUUAUAUAAUCAUUAGAACAGAGUGUUAUUAGGAGUUUAGAAGUUAACUUUACAGCAAUCCCUUCUUUUAGAAAAUAUAAAGAAGAUUAUGUCCAAAUCUCGACAUUCUCAUAUAAAAUUAGUGUAAAUAUAAAUUAAUAAUGUUUUAGCUGUAAAAUUUUAUUUAUAUAAAAAUUAUUAACCUUUAGAAGAGAUUAGAGAAUUAGAAGAUGAGAUUAUUUGA
This is a messenger RNA of Paramecium sonneborni, 1628 nucleotides long. The record is from the annotation of a GenBank genome assembly. Lineage: Eukaryota; Ciliophora; Oligohymenophorea; Peniculida; Parameciidae.